ACAAUUAUGUAAUCAAAUUUCUAUUUAAGACACAUGGUUGCAUACACUCAUCAUAUCAACCCUUCUUCUUCUUUUUUAUAUUUCUUUUCAAAAAUGGUUCUAACUGGCAAAAUCAUUACAGAACUUGGCAUCAAAACACCUGCUGACAAGUUCUUCAAACUGUUUGCAACAGAACUUCACGAAGUGCAAAAUCAUUGUGAAGGAAUUCAUCAUACGAAGCUGCAUGAAGGUGAAGACUGGCAUCAUUUCGAUACGGUUAAACACUGGACAUAUGUCAUAGAUGGUGAGGUACACACAUGUCACGAGAGUUUUGAAGAAGUUGAUGAACAAAAUAAAAAAAUAACCUGGAAGUUCUUUGGUGGGGAUAUUGAGAAGCAAUAUAAGGUCUUUAAGCUCAUCCUUGAAGCAAAUGAUAAGGCUGAUGGCACUGCUGUUGCUAAAUGGACCGUUGAAUAUGAGAAAAUAAGUGAGGAUAUCAAUCCUCCAAAUAGUUACAUGGACUUGAUUUUCAAAAAUACUCGAGAUAUUGAUGCUAAUCUUGUCAAGGAAAGUGUAGCUCUAUAAAACAAAAAGAAAAAAGGAUGUCAGUUCAAGUGGUUUGAUUAAGUAUUUAUCUUUAUAAUAAGUUAGUGUGAUGUUUCUAAUAUUUGCAUAUUGUUGCAUGUGAAAUUGACUUCUGUUGUGCCUCAUGUUUUAAUGCAAUUGUUAGCGCAACUGAAAUAUGAAAUUGACAACACCCUAUAGGCCCCCCCAAAAGAACUUUUUGUUGUUCUUUCGUAUAUAAAAUUUCGAUUUAAGAGCGUGUCUUAAAUUAUGUGAUGCAAAUGUUGGAUUUUGUGGUUGUUGAGAAUAUAUAACAACACUAAAUAAAGAAGGUGUUGAUGAAUA
This is a messenger RNA of Lathyrus oleraceus (garden pea), 888 nucleotides long. Its product is annotated as MLP-like protein 28. The coding region runs from base 34 to 564 and encodes 176 amino acids. NCBI's taxonomy places the organism in Eukaryota, Viridiplantae, Streptophyta, Magnoliopsida, Fabales, Fabaceae. The transcript has 2 exons. Gene Ontology annotation, biological process: defense response. The record is from RefSeq and is a predicted model, not a curated record.